Molecule: messenger RNA, 651 nt
Organism: Dermacentor andersoni
Lineage: Eukaryota; Metazoa; Arthropoda; Arachnida; Ixodida; Ixodidae
Source: RefSeq, a predicted model, not a curated record
GUGUGUUAUUUGGAUGCACAUAGCGUCAGCAAAAAAAAACUAAAGUAAGAUAAAAAGACCUUCUUCAUACGUGCAGCGACAGGUGACACUAGGCAGACAUUGGUGUGCCCUUAGCGUGAGGGGCUAGAUGCUCUAGGAACACGCACGAGCAGCUACAAACAAUUUUGCCGAUUCCUGGUGUAAAAGACGGACCCUUUAUUCGCCGCCAAACGUCAGUCAUUCGCAAAGAUGUACAUCCGGCUCUUGGCUCCAUUUGCACUAUAUGCAUUUGUAUUCGCCAAUCACUAUGUUGAAACGUCCAACAAAUCAUCCCCAUUUUAUGAGCUGCCUGCCAACAGCACCGAUACCCUUUACCUCGUGGGGCACUCUGUCGAUUUAUUCAAAUGGAGGCUAACAUGCGUAAGAACAAACUACACCAGUCGGCAAGGUGAAGUGGUCAAUCGGACACUGAUUUUCAACUAUUCAAAAGACUUCAACGAAACUCCGGAAGUAGAAAUGAGCUUUCCAUUUCAAGUGACAGUACCAGACGUUCCGAUAAUGUUUGACCUUGAACUGAAUGUGACAGCUCAGGGUCGCUUUGCUGGGUGGAGGCUAGAGCCUGGCAAUCCACAGGGCAAGCAGGCACAGCGCCGACCCGUGACAGUGCUUUAA